AUGGCGGAAACCGACCCUUCGUGGGCGCUCCGCAACCUCACCCGCGUCGCCACCCAAAUCUCCAACCUCUCCGCCUUCAAGCCCCUCCUCAGGACCCAAUGCUGCGACCUCGCUCGCCGCAUACGCUUCCUCGCUCCUCUCUUCCUCGAAUUGCACGACGACGUCUUGUUGAGUGGUGCUGUUUCCUUCCACGCGCUCCAGGACGCUCUCUUCAAGGCCAGGGAUUUGCUCCAAUUCGCAACCUGCGCAAGCCAGGUUUACAUGAUACUGGAUAGAGAGCAAGUUAAGCACAGAUUCACUGAUGUUGCUGUUCGUUUUGAACAUGCUAUAAGCAAGAUAUCCAUUGACGAGGUUGAUGUUUCUGAAGAAAUUAAGGAACAGGUUGCACUUGUGACCACUCAGUUUAGAAGAGCUAAAGAGCAGUUCGACCCACCGGGUCUUCAGCUUUAUGAGCAACUUCUGUCUAUUUACAACCAGAGUAAUGAUGAGCAUACUGAAACUUCUGAACUACGUUUAAUCUGUGAAAAGCUACAAUUUAUCAAUGUGGAUGACGUUAAGCAAGAUUCACUUGCUCUAGAAAAGAUGGUUGUAGAGAGGGGGGCUCAUUCUCAAAAAAGCAUACAUGAAAUGUCUUUAGUUCUGCUGAAAAAAAUCCAAGAUUUCUUAAUAGUGGAUUCAGGAAACAAUAUUGUGUCUCCAAGUGAAGAUUUAUCUCAACAUACCGAUGAGUCAUACCUGAAACUAUGUCCACAACCAUUGGUUAUACCUGAUGAGUUUCGCUGCCCAAUAUCUCUAGAGCUAAUGAAAGAUCCUGUUAUCAUUUGCACAGGGCAGAAGUUCAGAAAGUAUUAUGACUAA
This is a messenger RNA of Sphenostylis stenocarpa, 858 nucleotides long. The record is from the annotation of a GenBank genome assembly. Lineage: Eukaryota; Viridiplantae; Streptophyta; Magnoliopsida; Fabales; Fabaceae.